Molecule: messenger RNA, 3971 nt
Organism: Gymnodraco acuticeps
Lineage: Eukaryota; Metazoa; Chordata; Actinopteri; Perciformes; Bathydraconidae
Gene: fam49al
Product: family with sequence similarity 49 member A, like
Exons: 11
Coding region: 1253-2224 (323 amino acids)
Biological process (GO): regulation of actin filament polymerization
Molecular function (GO): small GTPase binding
Source: RefSeq, a predicted model, not a curated record
AUAAGAGUAAAGAUGGUGGCUGUAGUUGUUUUAUACACUACAAAUGCUGCCUGGUUACCCAUUCAGCCUGUGUGUGACAGAGUGUGAGAUCAUUGUGGUUUAGAGGCAGAGAGAAAGACACACAGAGUCAGAUUGUGUUAUUGGUGAGUUAAUAGUAGUUAGUCUUGGCAAAGACAAGCUAUUCUGUUCAGUAAAUCCACAGCAGUGAAGAUCCUGGGCUGUAACAGGAGGAAGCUUUCAGAGCGAGCUGAAAGGAAGCUCGGCAGGCCUCGUUCUGCCUGCUUGGCUCCCGGUCUGGACCAGGUUUGCUUUUCAGCCGCCAUGUGGGAGCUGAGCAGUGUCUUCAUUAGGACUCAAGGAGCCCCCUUUGGUUUGGUUUCUCUUGCCGGACUACAGAUGAGAGCUGUGUGCUGCUGAGUUGCACAAGACAAGCACUUUGCUCCACUUUCACUCUGGCUGACUGCAAACAUUGAGAGUGUGUGUAAGAGAAACUCUAACCAGUGGCCACCAAGCAUACUUCCUAGUUCACAAAAUGCCUAAAUGUUCAAACAGUCAGCCUGUGAUAUAUCCAGUGGCUUGUGUGUAAUGGAGAUUAUUGAGUUUAAGAGGAAAUGUGCCGUUUUGCCCCUUAGAUUUGUUUGCACCUUAGGGCCAACAGUGAGACUGAAUGACAGAAAUGUUCGAUGACAAGACGACACCAGAAGAUCCGGGAAAGUGGCGCUGAGUGGUGAAAUAGAGAAGUGAGGCAGACAGGAGAGCCGGAGGGGAUAUUUUUGAGGAACUCGUUCUGUCAUCAGAAACUAAAAGAGUGCGUAUAGUUUUCUCUUUUAGAGUUGAAAAGACACAGUCGAGGACGAAACAGCCAGAGGAAGAAGACAGAAAUGUAAAUAACGUUGAACAUAUCUAAUGCUUAACAACCGGCAGACUAUAUCGUGUUCUACAAACAGCAUGAACAACACAAAACAAAGAGCGGCAUCUAGCACGCAGAGCAAAUAGAGAAAACCACAAAGGCUUUAAAUAGAUGGCUGAAAAGGAGAAGUGUGAAGUGGACAGAGAUACACAGAGGCAGAGGGAGACGUUAGCAUCAGUCUCUAUGAAACCAGUGCCACGGUGGGAUUGAAUGUAUCGCUCUGAGACGGCUUAACCUGGGAUUUACUCACAGCAACGAUUUCACCAAGCAGGGAAGACGGAAACAGGAGAAUAAAGAUAAAGGAAAAGGCGAAACACUCGUAGGAAAACAGGGUCGCCAGCCAUGGGGAACCUCAUUAAGGUCCUUGGCAAGGAUUUAGAGAACUGUCCACAUUUUUUCCUGGACUUUGAAAAUGCCCAGCCCACGGAGGCGGAGACGGCGGUGUGGAACCAGGUCAGCGCCGUGCUGGAGGAGGCUCAUGGGAUCCUGGCCGAGCUGCAGUCCUACAACGGGGCGGGCCAGGAGAUACGAGAAGCCAUCCAGAACCCGGGCGACCUCGCUCUGCAGGAGAAGGCCUGGAACGCAGUCUGCCCCCUGGUGGCCAAACUGAAGCGCUUCUACGAGUUCUCCCUCAGACUGGAGAACGCCCUGCGCAGCCUGCUGGAGGCGCUCACCAGCCCUCCGUACGCCCCCAUGCAGCACCUGGAGAGAGAGCAGGCGCUGGCCAAACAGUUCGCUGAGAUCCUGCAUUUCACACUCAGCUUUGAUGAGCUAAAGAUGACAAAUCCAGCCAUUCAGAACGACUUCAGCUACUACAGGAGGACUAUAAGCAGGAACCGGCUGAACAACCAGCAGCUGGAGGCGGAGAACGAGGUCAACAAUGAGAUGGCCAAUCGGAUGUCUCUGUUCUACGCUGAGGCAACACCAAUGCUGAAGACUCUGAGUAACGCCACCACCAAGUUUGUGUCAGAGAAUAAGACCUUGCCCAUAGAGGACACCACAGACUGUCUGAGCACGAUGGCCUGUGUGUGCCGCGUCAUGCUGGAGACUCCGGAGUACCGCUGUCGGUUCACCAACACAGACACCAUGCUGUUCUGCAUGAGGGUGAUGGUGGGAGUCAUCAUCCUCUACGACCACGUUCACCCCGUCGGGGCUUUCGCCAAGACCUCCAAAAUCGAUAUGAAGGGCUGCAUCAAGGUGCUGAAAGAGCAACCGUCCAACAGUGUGGAGGGACUUCUGAACGCGCUGAGGUAUACGACAAGACAUCUAAAUGAUGACAGCACCUCCAAACAAAUCAGGGCCCUCCUGCAAUGAGAAGGUUCAGAGAGGAGAGAAGGAGCGCACUUGAAGGAGGAGAGAAAAGAAGACGAGGAGGAAACGAACGCCAGUGUCUGAUAAAACCUGUUGGUUUACAACGAUCAAAGAAGAAGAGGAAAAUAAUUAUAUAUAUUGUCAGCUGUCCAUCAUUCUGUCUCUCAUUUUGUAAAGUAAGAAAAGAGAAAAAAAGCCAGAAAAGAAAAUAUAGAUAUAUAUUAAAAACAAGUGCAACACAAGCGGAAGAUGAAACAUAAGUAGGACUAGAGAGGGAGUUAUAUUGCAAAAUCUAAUGUCAGAAACGACGCAAACUGAAAAUGUACAAAAAGAAACAAAAAAAGGGUUCAUGUUCCAGCAGUAGUCUGACAAGUAUUUUUGCACACAAACAACGCCAUGUCCUUUCCCCUGAAGAUCUGAUCCCAAACUGACCCCUGCAGACUUUCCUGUGCCCCCUCACACACUCGCUUUUUAACUCUCCAGACGUAGUUUCCUCCUUCAGCUGCUCCGACCUCCACCUGCAGGAGAUUUAAGAAGCAAUGUGAUGGAUGCACUCCGGAGAUUUGCUUCUUCCUGUUUUGUUUAUUUAAUGCAUCGGUGCAGCUGAAGGAAAGGAGGCAAGGAGAUGAGUGUUAUUUCAUCUCCAUUAUCGCCAAGUUUUCUCCCAUCAUUCCUAUCCAUCCAUCCUUAGGUGUUUCUCCUUGGCACUAAAUCUCCAUCAUAUGUGCCCUGACACUAUAUACGAUCCAGCAUCAUGUGUGUAUGGCUUUACUUGAACAAUGUAGUUCACUCUUUCUCCAUGGUGCUAAUGUGGUUUAGAUAUCACAGUACUAGCUUGUUAGAUAUCCGUUUAUUCGUCCCUCUUUUGCACUAAUCUCAAUUUCUGAGAACAUCUGCUAUAAGCUUUAAUGUGAUUUCACAUUAGUGCACAAACAGGGACGAAUCACAAGACAUGUAAACUCAAAAAAAGGCUUUGUAGGAAACCACAGCACACUUACUUCUUCACACAGUGCCAAAGCUGAUUGGUUAUUGCUUUUAUUUCAUCAUGAAGCGAGGAUCUGAGGAUUUAAGGGGAUGAAAUCUUGUAAAACAUCACUGAUAAUCAUUUGAAGAACACAUGAAAGUGCAAGACCAACUCAUGCACAUAAAAGUCAGAAGGUGAUUCACACACAUGCAUUUUAAAAGGGGAGAUCUGCAGUGUAAAUAUGUGAGGCUUUUUUCAACGGGCAUCUACACGGUCAGCUUGGGUCCUCAAGGAACAACAUUCAUCAAAAAACCUGCAUAGAGUUAUUUCUUUUAGUACGAGGUUGUCUAAAUAACUAAGUAAUUGAAUAAGUGAAAAUAAAAAACUGAGAUUAAAAAGAAGUGCUGUACUUUGGAUGUCUAUAGCCCUUAGUCUAAUUUAAUUUGAUUUUAUAAUAUAUUUUCUAUACAGGGGUAUGUGCACAAGCAUAGUCUGUAUAAAUAUAUAGAUGGCAUGUUGUAAAAGUUCUGACAGAAAUGUGUAAAUAAGGUGUUUUUAUUCAUUUUUAAUUGUUCAGUGACGCUGGAAUUGGGUAUGUGUUGUCUCUCAGAAUUACCAUGCGUUUGGCUUGGACCAUCGGACUUGCCGUAGUCAUAGGUUUCAGAAACUCAGCUUCAUUAUUGCAGAUGAACCAGAGGGAGGGGGGAGCGGGGUCAGGGGCUAUCCAUUUGCUUGUUAUUUUGUACAUUUUGUGCAACAAUAAACUUGUCAUUUAUUACAUUCAAA